Molecule: messenger RNA, 2071 nt
Organism: Neofelis nebulosa (Clouded leopard)
Lineage: Eukaryota; Metazoa; Chordata; Mammalia; Carnivora; Felidae
Product: transcription factor CP2-like protein 1
Biological process (GO): regulation of transcription by RNA polymerase II
Cellular component (GO): nucleus
Molecular function (GO): DNA-binding transcription activator activity, RNA polymerase II-specific; RNA polymerase II cis-regulatory region sequence-specific DNA binding
Source: RefSeq, a predicted model, not a curated record
AUGAUCUCGCACUCUGAGUUCGAGCCCCGCGUCGGGCUCUGUGCUGACAGCUCAGAGCCUGGAGCCUGUUUCGGAUUCUGUGUCUCCCUCUCUCUCUGACCUCCCCCAUUCAUGCUGUCUCUCCCUGUCUCAAAAAUAAAUAAACGUUAAAAAAAAAAAUUGAAAUGUGCACCUUAAAGGAGAUUUCCCAGGAGCCAGAGGAGUUGAAUGGGGGACUCUCAGGCCCUGGCUGCUGCUGGGGUGCCUUGGCUCUCUGGAGGAUAUGGCAGGCAGAGUCAAAGCCCCAUAGGGGAAGGGAUGGACAAGGCGGAAAGCCGGAGGUGCUCUCCUCCCCCUGGCAGGGAGUCCCUGCCCUUGCCCUACCUGAAGCAGGAAGAGCUGCACAACAUCCCCAGCUCGGAGCCUCCCUGCCCCGCCUUCCAGUAUGUGCUCUGUGCAGCCACCUCGCCGGCAGUGAAGCAGCAGGAGGAGACCCUCACCUACCUGAACCAAGGCCAGUCCUAUGAGGUGCAGAUGCUCUGCAACCCCAAGCUGGGUGAUACUACCCAGUGGGCCCGGCUGUUGAAGAGUGUGGUGCGUGUGGUUUUCCAUGACCGGCGCCUGCAGUACACGGAGCAGCAACAGCUGGAUGGGUGGAGGUGGAGCCGGCCAGGGGACCGCAUCCUGGACAUCGAUGUGCCACUGUCCGUGGGGGUGAUAGAGCCCCAAGUGCUGCCCUCACAGCUCAACACGGUGGAAUUUCAUUGGGACCCGACCAAGAGGACCUCCCUCUUCCUGCAGGUUCACUGCAUCAGCACCGAGUUCACUCCUCGGAAAAAAGGUGGAGAGAAAGGUGUCCCCUUCCGCCUCCAGAUUGACACUUUCAAGCCCAGUGACAAGGAGCUGCCGCCUGAGCACCUGCACUCAGCUGGCUGCCUCAUCAAGGUGUUCAAGCCCAAAGGAGCUGACCGGAAGCUGAAAACAGACCGGGAGAAGAUUGAGAAACAGCCCCUGCACGAGAGAGAAAAGUAUCAGGCUGCCAGUGAGACUACGGUCUUCCUGGAGUGUUCACCGUGGCCAGAUCCCAGUGCAGGGCCCCACCCGCCUCUCAGCCCUCUUGCCCUCACCUCUCCCCACGCCUGCAAGCUCCUGUCCACGGAGAGGCUCUGCUCCUCCCCACCGUUCGCCUUGGACACUUUGGGGGGCAGCCCCGCUGAGGAUCUGAGCCCUGGAGCCUCCAUCCUAGAGACACAGCAGUGGUUGCACCGGCACCGGUUCUCCAGCUACUGCCGGAUGCUGGCCAACUUCACUGGCACUGAUCUGCUGAAGCUUACCCGCCGGGACCUUAUCCAGAUAUGUGGGGCUGCCGAUGGGAUCCGCCUUUUCAAUACUCUUAGAGCCAGGCCCAUCCGUCACCGGCUGACUUUAUAUGUGGCUCAGGAGGCCUCUAGGCAAGAGAAUGAGGUUCCUAAGAACCCUGACUCAGGCUUUUAUCAAGAGAUCUCUCUAGAUGAACUCAGUGUUGUGGAGCUGAAGGGGAAACUGGCUGAGCUCUUGGCCCUCCCAGCCAAUCAGAUCCACCGCCUUUUCCACCAGGGCCCUGGGGGCAUCCUCAUUCUCCUUGGUGACCAGGUGGUUCAGAAUCUUAAGGAUGAAUCAUACUUUGUGGCUGUGGUGAAAAAAGUGCAGAAUCCAGAUGGCUACUACCUGGUGCUGACCUAGGCCCAGGGACAUCCCAAUGCAAGAGUUGGAGACUGAUGCCAGCCUGGUUCUCUGGAGCCCUGUGUUCACCAGAGGUCUCGUUCAAAUCUUCAGCUGCUUCACCAGGCUCCAGGUGAAGCAUCGUGUACAGCUAGACAGGAGGUGAGCAGCACCCAGGCUCACAUCUCUUCCUGCUCAGCAGCAGUUGUUGGAACCUGGGCACAGCCUCCCAAGCUCAGCUCAGCUGGCCAAGCCUGUGAGGCAUGUAACUUGCCAAUAAGGCGCUUUUGCCCCAAGCAGAGCUGCCUGAACACAGGUACAUCGAUCCAUGCUUAUUUAAAAUUGUAUUCACCAUUUCCUUUUCUUAAAAUUAAAAGUUAAUUUAAAGGUA